UUGUCAACAUCAAGUUGGAUGGCUCCAAUUAUUCUCUUUGGCGAGUUCAAGUCGAGAACGUUAUGGAUGCAAAUGGCUUCUAUAGUUACCUCGAUGGAUCUAUUGCCGUUCCCGCACCUCAGACUCGUAAUGCCGAAGACUCAGCAAACAGCUCUCCAAGAAGGUGUAUUAGUUGGAAAUGGACAUACACUGCCUGUCACUCACACUAGUCAAGGGCUUCUCCCUAUUCCUCAAGAGGGGGGCGGCCAGCACUCGGGGCCAUGGAGGUCCAGCGAGCUCGCUUGAGUUGUACAGGAGCUUGCCCGAGCGAGUCAAGGCCUUGGUUGACGCGGCGGGGUUCCGGCCGUUUAUCCUCACGCUGACGGCCGUGAAGAGCGACCACGCUUUGUUGACAGCGCUGGCCGAAAGGUGGUGGGAUUCCUCGAACACCUUUCACUUGCCGAUUGGGGAGAUGACAGUGACUCCGUCUGACUUUGCAGCGCUCACUGGCCUGAGGGUAGGGGGAGAGCCUAUCCCGCUCGACUCAGAGAUUCACAGGGAUCCCGAGGCUCUGGCAUGGUUUUUGGGGCAGGCGCCGGCGGGUGAGGCGGAGACCGUCCAUUAUGACCAGUUCAAACGGUAUUUGCAUGGGAGAGAGCCGGAGUCAGACUUGGAGGCGGAACAGAUGGCGAGGGCCUACUUGCUGUACUUGUUCGGGGCUACAUUGUACCCGAACAAGCGAUCCACGAUGCACCUAUCCUACUUGCCGGCUCUCUAUGACUUAAGCGCAGCCUCGAGGUUUGACUGGGGAAGAGCAGCCCUGGGCACCUGCUAUGGCUUUAUAGGGGCGUUCUCUCGUGGAAAGAAGGCGACGGCCGGCUACUGGAGGGUGUGGGAGCUGUGGGCCUAUGAGGUGCUGAAGAUGUACCCGCCGGAGAAUAAGUGCCCGAACCUGAGGAUGCUCCCUCGUGCCAUGAUCUGGGGUCCCAUGUACAGCGGCAAGAAGAAGUCGAGAGGGAGCCUCCUAGCCUUCCAGUCGUACCUGGACGAGCUGUCGGGUACUCAGGUAGAUUGGAACUCGUGGAGUAGCGCCGAGCCUGAGCCUGAGUACCUAGCACAGAGCAGGGUGGUGACGGCGAGCCGGGUGCUGUUGGAGUCCGCUUUCGGGUGGCGGUGGUACCUGGGUGACCGGGUGGCACGGCAGUCACUGGGCUCUCUUGAGUACCAGGUGCCUGGGCCACUGCCGCCUCACGCUUCUCAUACAGACAAGUACACGCUGGCCGAGCUAAGGCGUUUCACUGUUCCGGCCGGGCUUGCUGCUUUUCUGAGGCCUGGGCGCGACUAUGCUGUCUACCGGAGGCAGCGCUUGGCUAGGCCGCUUGGAGUGCUGGAGCAUGUUGCCGUGCAGAGCGAGGCGCUUGAGGCUGGCGAGGAGAGGCGGAGCCGAGAGAGCGAGGCAGCUCGCCCGAGAGAGAGGAGCGACUAUGCUACAGCGACCGGGCUGCCUCGGCUGUCUUGGGCCCUAGCUGUGCGGGACGCCAAAGGAGAGGAGGCCGUAGUUCAGUUCGAGCCUGCCAGGACAGACCCAGCAGAGAUCACAGGGUCGGCUCCGAUAGAAUGGGUACGGGAGGCAGCUCUCCUGAUGAAGGCCAUGGAGAAAGAGUUCCACAGGAUAGCUGACGGCGCCCCUUUGCAGUUGCAGUACCCACCACCAGCUCUAGCUCCCGUUGAGCAGCCUCAGGGACAUGCUAGGGCGGCUCCUAGGAGGAAAAGCGUGCGGCCUCCCCCAGCAAAGAAGGCAGCUUCGAGCUCCUCCCGGCCAGCGGUAAGGGUGGAACGGGGAGUGCAAAUCACUCUGGCCAGCGAGGAGCUCCAGUUCCGUCGGGAGCUGAGGAAGAGGCCUGCAGAGAAGAGGCCUGCCGAGGGACCCUCGCAGAAGAAAAGGAGAGAAGAGGAAGAGGCAGAGGAAGAAGAGGAAGAGGGGACGUCCCUCAGCAGCGACUCUGACUCAGCGAGCGACCCCCGGUUCCGGAUAGACCCUCGAGAGGUAGAGGAUAGCGAGGAAGACGACGACGAGGAGGACCUUUUUGACGACUGAGGGCUGCCACCGAGCCUUAGUUUGUUUUGCCAUAUACUUUGAUGUUCUGAGUAGAUACUUUGAUACUUGGUGUUUUUGAUUGGGCCUGCGUGCCUCUUGACUCUGUGGGUGAGUGUGCCCUGAUACUUUUAGUCCUACCCGGGCCGUUGUGCCGCUUUGAUUGUUGAUACAUUUCUACCGUUACACUUGGACACAGUCGUAUAUAACAUAAGCAUUUUCUGUUU
Molecule: messenger RNA, 2301 nt
Organism: Rhododendron vialii
Lineage: Eukaryota; Viridiplantae; Streptophyta; Magnoliopsida; Ericales; Ericaceae
Exons: 7
Coding region: 179-2077 (632 amino acids)
Biological process (GO): meristem development; meristem maintenance
Source: RefSeq, a predicted model, not a curated record